UAUUAAUAUUAUAGAAUUUUAUGUCAAAUCCAUACUAAUAAUCAAAUCCUCAGUACCCUCAAUAAAAUUAAUAAUAAUACCCCUAGCAAUAUCCCUAAUAGUACUCUUAGUAAUAUUCCUAAUAAUAGUAACCCUAUCCUUAAUAACAAUAACAGUAAUACCCACCAUAAUAAUAAUAUUACCAAUCCCAAUAACCUAAUUACUAAUAUCAAUAAGUUUAAUAGCCUGUCCAACAAUAGCCUUAUUAUCAAUAGACCCAACCUCAACAUAAUGUUGUGAUAGAUGAAUAAUGUAAAUUAUAAAAUAAAAUUAGAAAAAAACCCUUUGGUUGAUUAUGAUCUUGGAGAAUCCUUUUUAAGCAAUGUUGGGUUUGAUUAAAGAAAGAAAUUUAUUGUUAAGGUUUAUAGUUUACUAACCAUUCAAUUAUUUGUGACAUUUUUAAUGGUAGCUAUUGCAUGUUUCUCAUAAGGAUUCAGAGAUUUAUUAAUUAAUCCAUAUAGUUAUUAAGCAACACCAUUUUAUUGGAGUAUGUUUGCUGUUGCCUUUAUCACUGAAAUCGCUAUUUUUUGCUGUAAAAAAGUAGCAAGAAAAGUACACAAUAUAUAAUAUAAACAAAAAGGUUCCCAAUAAUUAUAUUGCCUUAACAAUAUUUACAAUUAGCUUUUCAUUUGUUGUUGCUGGUUCAUGUGCAGUUUGUAAGGAUGCUUUUGAAAAUGGUGGAACCUUGAUCUUGAUUGCUGCACUUAUGACAUUUGCAGUCACUGCUUCGUUAACUGUCUAUGCAUGCAGAACAAAAACAGAUUUUACUAUGGCAGGUAUUUAUUAGAAAAAUAGUGAUUAGGAGGUGCUUUAUUCAUUCUGGCCUCUAUAAUGUUUAUCCUCUUCAUCUUUGCCAUUUUCUUUUUUAAUAUCAUCUUAUGGCUCUUAUUAUGUUCCUUAUCCGUAGUCCUUUAUGGUUUCUACCUAAUUUAUGAUACUCAAUUGAUUAUUGGAGGAAAGGUAACAUGAUCAUAAUAUAUUUAGUCUCAUCAAUUAAGUAUUGAUGAUUAUGUGAUCGGAACUAUGUUCAUUUACAUCGAUAUCAUAAUAUUAUUCUUGAGAAUAUUGCAGAUUCUGAUGAUAUUGUUUGGAAAAAAAUGAAAUAUCAAUAAAUACAUCAUAAGUAUUUCUAUUAUUU
Messenger RNA from Paramecium octaurelia, 1177 nucleotides. NCBI's taxonomy places the organism in Eukaryota, Ciliophora, Oligohymenophorea, Peniculida, Parameciidae. The record is from the annotation of a GenBank genome assembly.